Indicator indicator is the source of this 1422-nucleotide messenger RNA. It is a transcript of the gene NYX, whose product is annotated as nyctalopin. The coding region runs from base 1 to 1422 and encodes 473 amino acids. Gene Ontology annotation, cellular component: plasma membrane. Gene Ontology annotation, molecular function: protein binding. The record is from RefSeq and is a predicted model, not a curated record. The transcript is spliced from 2 exons. NCBI's taxonomy places the organism in Eukaryota, Metazoa, Chordata, Aves, Piciformes, Indicatoridae.
AUGUUUGCCAUCGUUUUAAAUGUGAUCCUUUGGGUGCCCCACGUCCAUGCGGUGUGGGCCUGCGUGCGGUCGUGCCCGGCCGGCUGCGUGUGCACCCAGGAGCGGAGCUGCUCCGUCCUCUGCGAUCGCGUCGGUCUGGGGCAGAUCCCCAGCGAGUUCCCUUGCGAAGCCUCCUCCAUCAACCUGGACAAAAACAGCAUCAAGUUUCUCUCUGAGAGGGCUUUUGGGACCUUGCCUUCCCUCAAAUCCCUGUCGCUCAACCACAACAACAUCUCCUUCAUCACGCCGGGGGCGUUCAAGGGGCUGCCCAGCUUGACGGAGCUGAAGAUGGCUCACAACGAGUACAUUCGCUAUCUCCACACGCGCACCUUCACCGCCCUCAGGCGCCUGGUCAGGCUGGACCUGGCCGACUGCAACCUGUUCAACAUCCCAGACAGGAUCUUCAUUGAGCUGCACGCUUUGCAGGAGCUCUUCUGCUUCCAGAACAACUUCCGCAGGAUCCCGGGUGCUAUCAGGGGCAUGGAGAACCUGACUCAUGUUUACUUGGAGAGAAACAGGAUCGAAGCGGUCGCCUAUAACUCCCUGCAGGGCCUGACCCGGUUGAAAUAUCUGAACCUGCAGGACAACAGGAUAAAUGUCAUCCAUGAGCGAGCUUUUCAGGGCUGCCAGAAGAUGGAGUACCUGUAUCUGAAUGACAAUUUGAUCAGCGAGCUUCCAGAAAACUCCUUCGACGGCCUGAGGUGCCUGAAGAUGCUCAACUUGGGGGGGAACUUCCUGAGGAACAUUUCCAACACCUGGUUCAGGGACCUGGGGGAGCUGGAGGUCCUCUACCUGGACCGCAACAGGAUCAACUACAUCGAGGAAGGGGCUUUUGAAAACCUCACCAGCCUGGUGACGCUGCACUUGAACAGCAACAACCUGACGACGCUGCCCUUCUCUGUCUUCCAGCCGGUGUACUUCCUGGGGCGCCUCUACCUCUUCCGCAACCCCUGGGAGUGCGACUGCCGCAUCGAGUGGCUGAAGGAGUGGAUGGAGAACUACAGGCUCGUCAGGGACAUUCCCUGUGCCUCCCCCUCCUCGGUAGCUGGCAUGGAUCUGCUGGACGUGCUCUACGAGAGGUCCCCAGAAGGUGACUGUCUUGACCCUGUGGAGCUAAACAUUACGUCCGAAGGCCCAACCCCAAGUGGGCAGCCUUGGUCUACCACUGAGAGCAAGUUCAACAGCCUUAUCUCCAAGCUCUUGCUCCAGAUGGGCCUUCCAGAAGAGGUGGCAAAUGCUACUGAAGUCUACAUUAACACCACACAGCUGGAUGUACUGACUGAUGGGGUUUCUUCUGGGGGGGAGGAAGACAAUAUUGAUGCCAUCUUCUUCUCUUUUUACCUCCCAGCACUUUUUACAGUGAUUGUGCUGCAGUGCAAAUAG